UAUCAUUAUAGCAAUCAAAUUGAAAAGUUAUUUGAAAAUAAAAUCAACAACUUGAAUUAGUCAUGAAAUUAUUUUAUUAAAUUUUUCCGUACGGAAUUUCUAGUGCUUAUACCCCUCACGUUAUUCGUUUAAAUUCUAAUACUGUUCUUGAGGUAAUUGACAAUGGCAGAUUUCAAAACGUCAUCAAGUAUAAUAACAAAAGAAUGUUUAAGAGCACAAAUUUGUGGCGAAGGUGAGUGGCCAAAAAAUACAGUAUUAUACCAGCCCUAUGAAACAGAACAAAUUCUAUUACCUGACAACUCAAAAUGUUUAUCGGUUAAAACAUUUUUAAAAAUGGCUGGAUUGGAAUUCAUUGUAGAAGCAAGAGAAAAUGCCGAAUAUAUGUCACCACAUCGAGGUAAAGUGCCUUUUAUUAAAGCAGGCCAAUUUUUAGUUGCUGACUUUGAACCAAUCAUCAAUUUUGCCCAAUCUAAAGGCUAUUCUCUAUCUACACAUUUAGAUGAAGCACAAAAGUGGGAUCUUAGAGUUUAUAUGGCUCUAGUAAAUAAUGUUCUUUUAAAUGCUGAGAUUUAUGUAGCAUGGAAUCACGAGCUUACUUAUAAAGAACUCACUAAGCCAAGAUACAGUUCCGUUUAUCCUUUUCCAUUGAACCAUUGGGCUACAUAUUAUAAACGCCGUGAAAUGUUAUCACAUUUAGAUGUAUUAGGUUGGAAAAAAAAAUCGUUGGAUGAAGUAUUUAAGGAGGUGGAAAAAAUAUGCGAGUCAUUGUCAAAUUUUUUGGCAGACAAGAAAUAUUUUUUUGGAGAAAAGCCAACUGAAUUAGAUGCUUUAGUAUUUGGUCAUUUAUUUUCCAUUAUAACAACACCACUAUUAAACAAUCGUUUUGCUGCAACUGUCAGAGCUUAUGAUAAUCUAGUUCAGUUAUGUGUACACAUUGAAACAGAAUUUUAUCAGUCUAGAAUUUUAUGAUAAAAAUAAUUGUUUUAUUUGAUUGAAUAUUAGUAUUAGUAUUAAAAACUAAUAAUUUUACUAUUAUUAUUUAACUA
Messenger RNA from Rhopalosiphum maidis (corn leaf aphid), 1046 nucleotides. Its product is annotated as metaxin-2. Lineage: Eukaryota; Metazoa; Arthropoda; Insecta; Hemiptera; Aphididae. The transcript is spliced from 6 exons. Gene Ontology annotation, biological process: mitochondrion organization. The record is from RefSeq and is a predicted model, not a curated record. Bases 163 to 969 code for a protein of 268 amino acids. Gene Ontology annotation, cellular component: SAM complex.